AUGUUCGACCGUCUUGACUAUCGGCACCCCGCCAAAGGCCGCCAGCUGACAAUCGUAGUGGGCUUCACGUUAAUUAUAACGGGCUACGUUCUCGUUAGACACGCCGACGCAUUUUUGCCGCGGCGCUUACCCCCAUUACGCACCGCCGAGGUCGAUCAGGCGAAUUGGCACGCCCCCUCGCCGCACAUCCUGCCCCCUGUAUACUCUGCAUAUCAUUCGGCAGAGCUACGACAACCUCAGCAGGACUGGAGUCGGACCCAGCCUGCACCACAUGAGAAGUUCUUCUUCGUUGCGGGACACACAAGAGGACUGGGAUGGGGAAAUGCAGUCCAGGAACACAUUCUGAACGCGUACUUGGCAUACAAGUCCGGCAGAAGUUUCGUAUAUGGCAACUUCACAUGGAACGACGACGGAUCCGUGUACUCCGACUAUGAGGGUACUGGCAAGAUGAUUCCUUCGCAGAUUCCUUACUCGGUAUUGCUUCAUGGACCCAUCGUCGGCGACCCAUUUCCGCGCGGCGACCUCGCGCCUCGGGCUGUAACCAAGGACUACUUCGACCAACUCUGCCCUGAUAAGGUCGACCUUGAUAGGAGCAGAAUCCACGCAACGCUCUCGGAUGUGAACUCUGCGCAGGAAAUGACCGAGAAGUGGGCGACCACCUUGAAAGGUAUGCAGGAGCCCUGCGUGCAGGCCUCACGGGGAUCGGGACCCAUAUUCAGCCACCACGAUGUCUGGGGAGUCCGGUCGUCACUUCUCGAUAUCUGGCCCGACCUGGUGCGCUCCCCGAUGUUCACCCACUUCGGCUGGUCACCACUAGUAGAGCUCGCGUUCGACAACAACCACGACCUCUUCGUCCCCUCCUCCACCGUCGUCCCGCACCUCUCCAGCAUGUCCUACACCACAAACGCCGAGCGGUACGCUCCGAUCCCCGGACUCAUGGUGCUCCACGUGCGCAAAGGCGACUACGCGACGCACUGCCGCACGCUCGCGAUGUGGUCCGAAGACUUCGUGAGCGUCGACGCGUUCCCGGACAUGAUGGACCCCUUCACCGUGCCCCCGCACACCGAGUACGGGAACAACACGCCGGAGAACGUGGAGAUCUACCGCAAGCGGUGCCUGCCGACCAUCCAGGAGAUCACGGCAAAGGUCGCGCAGGUGCGCGCGACCUCCGCCGCGCAUGGGGUGCGGCGGCUGUACAUCAUGACGAACGGCCGCCCGGAGUACCUGCGCGACCUCAAGGACGCGCUGUGGACGCUCGGCGGGUGGGAGAUGAUUGCGACUAGCCGCGACCUCGUCCUCAACUGGGAGCAGAAGUAUGUCUCGCAGGCGGUGGACAUGCUCAUCGCCCAGAGGGCGCAGAUACUCCUCGGGAACGGGUUCUCGACAUUGACGUCAAACGCAGUCAUGAUGCGCUUGGCAAACGGCUUCCCUAGAGAGAGCACGCGCUUCUGGUAGACCUGGCGCGGUCCACGACUGUCAUUUCACAAAUUUAGCUUAGGCUCAGCAUGCUAUGCGCGAGGCCUGUAAUCAUACCCACCAUGUAUAAUAUACCAUAAUGAC
This is a messenger RNA of Trametes versicolor FP-101664 SS1, 1560 nucleotides long. RefSeq lists its product as uncharacterized. The coding region runs from base 1 to 1455 and encodes 484 amino acids. The transcript has 6 exons. The record is from RefSeq and is a predicted model, not a curated record. Lineage: Eukaryota; Fungi; Basidiomycota; Agaricomycetes; Polyporales; Polyporaceae.